AGAGGAGGAGGAAGAGGAGGAGGAAAGGAGGCGAGCCAGGCAUCAAGCGGGGCCAGGAGGAGGGGGAAAAGGCGGCGAAGGGUUUGCAAACGCCCUCCAGCUGGAGCCCAGCCUCCCAGCCCCGAGAGAGAGAAAGAGAGAGAGAGAGAGCCUUCCUUAAGCCGGGAAGAUCGCCUUGGCAUUCUUCUCUUCCUCUUCUCUCUCUCCCCCUUUCUCUUCUCUUCUUCCCGCCCUCCUCCUUUUCUCCCCCUCCGUUCGCUGGUUGGUUUCGCUUCAGUCUCUGCUCGGGAGAAAGGAGGAGGAGGAGGAGGAGGAGGGGAAAAAUACACACACACACACACACACACACACCGAAGAAAGAAAAGAAAAUGGUGCAUGAUCUCCAAGGGCGCAGAGGUGGUGCUGGGCUGCCUUUCCGGACGGGAAAGUUGUUGAUGCUUCCAAAGGAAGCGUCCAGCGAUCGCGGUUAAGACGACCCAACAGGACCCCGAAAUAUCAAGGCCUUUUUUUGGGGGGGGGGGGAGAGGAUUGGGGUACCAUCCUUUGGAGGAACCAGACUCUUAGAAACCUCUCUUGACUCCCAAACGGAGGAAAGCUGAAGCUGGAGUGGAUGCGAGGUUGAUUUUUACGCACACACCUUUCCCCCCAAGUUUCCUCCUCUGGUUUUGUCUCCUUUUGUAUCCCCCCCCCCCCGUUUCCCAGUUUGGGGGUCAGAAAAAGAAUCGGGAUCCCUCUUCUUUUGUUUCCUGAAGUCCUCCUCCUCCUCCUCCCAGGCUUUGUGGGGAAAGAGAUUUUGGGGAGCCACCAUGGCGUCGCUUUUCUCCAACGGACCCUGCCUCCAAAGCGAAGCCGAGGUGGUCCAUCUCUACCGGAGCCUGGAAGUGGGCACCGUCAUGACGCUCUUCUACUCCAAGAAGUCCCAAAGGCCCGAGAGGAAGACCUUCCAGGUGAAGCUGGAGACCCGGCAGGUCAUCUGGAGCAGGGGCUCGGAGAAAAUCGAAGGCGCAAUUGAUAUUCGUGAAAUCCAGGAGAUUCGUCUAGGAAGAAACUCCAGAGAUUUUGACCGCUAUCAGGAAGAUCCUUCUUUCCGUCCAGAUCAGUCUCACUGUUUUGUCAUCCUUUAUGGCAUGGAAUUCAGACUGAAAACACUGAGUCUUCAAGCCACAUCCGAAGAUGAAGUCAGCAUGUGGAUCAAAGGGCUCAACUGGCUUGUAGCGGAUACCCUAAAAGCUGCUACCCCAUUGCAGAUUGAAAGGUGGCUUCGAAAACAGUUUUACUCCAUUGAUCGCAACAGGGAAGACAGGAUUUCAGCAAAGGAUCUGAAAAACAUGCUGUCACAAGUCAACUACCGUGUCCCUAACAUGAGGUUUUUACGUGAAAGGCUAACAGAUGUGGAGCAAAGGAAUGGGGAUAUCACAUAUGGGCAGUUUGCCCAGUUGUACCAGAGCCUCAUGUACGAUGCACAGAAAGGGAUGGCUGUUCCAUUCUUAGAAAGCAAUGGAGAGAGAUCUGAACCUGGCAGAGUAUCUCUGACAGAAUUCCGGACAUUUUUGCUAGAAUAUCAAAUGGAACUCUGGGCUACUAACCUUUCCUUGGUUCAAGAUUUCAUGUUCAACUUCCUGAAGGACCCGCUGAGGGAAAUUGAAGAGCCUUAUUUUUCCCUGGAUGAGUUUCUCACCUACCUGUUUUCCAAAGAGAAUAGUAUCUGGAACUCAGAGCUUAGUGGUGUACGUCCAGAGGAUAUGAACAACCCCCUCUCCCACUACUGGAUUUCCUCUUCUCAUAAUACGUACCUUACUGGAGAUCAGUUCUCAAGUGAGUCCUCAUUGGAAGCUUAUGCUCGUUGCUUGCGCAUGGGAUGCCGCUGUAUUGAGCUUGAUUGCUGGGAUGGACCUGAUGGGAUGCCAGUCAUUUAUCAUGGGCACACAUUAACGACCAAAAUCAAGUUUUCCGAUGUUCUGGCUACCAUCAAGGAACAUGCCUUCGUAACCUCUGACUACCCUGUUAUCCUGUCCAUUGAAGAUCACUGCAGCAUUGCACAGCAGAGGAAUAUGGCUCAAAACUUUAAGAAGGUCUUUGGAGACAUGCUACUAACCAAGCCAGUCGAUAUAUCUGCUGAUGGGUUGCCAUCUCCAAAUCAGCUAAAGAGGAAGAUUCUUAUAAAGCACAAGAAAUUGGCUGAAGGCAGUGCUUACGAGGAAGUGCCAUCAUCUGCUGUGUAUUCAGAGAAUGAUAUCAGCAACUCAAUAAAGAAUGGAAUUCUCUAUCUGGAAGACCCGAUCAAUCAUGACUGGAACCCCCAUUACUUUGUCUUGACCAGCAGCAAAAUUUAUUAUUCUGAGGAGACAACCAAUGAUUUGGGAAAUGAGGAGGAAGAAGAGCAAAAGGAGGUUAAUAACAGUACUGAAUUGCACUCCACUGAGAAAUGGUUCCAUGGCAAACUAGGAGCAGGUCGGGAUGGGCGCCACAUAGCUGAAAGGCUGUUAACGGAGUACUGCAUAGAGACAGGAGCACCUGAUGGCUCUUUCUUGGUGCGAGAGAGUGAAACUUUUGUGGGCGAUUACACACUUUCUUUUUGGCGCAAUGGGAAAGUGCAGCACUGCCGGAUCCAUUCACGACAGGAUGCCGGGAGCCCCAAAUUCUUCCUCACAGAUAACCUGGUGUUCAAUAGCCUCUAUGACCUUAUCACACAUUACCAGCAGGUGCCUCUCAGGUGCAAUGAAUUUGAGAUGAGGCUGACUGAGCCUGUGCCGCAGACCAACGCUCACGAGAGCAAGGAAUGGUAUCAUGCUAAUCUUACCCGGACUUUGGCAGAGCGCAUGCUGAUGCGGGUGCCUCGGGAUGGAGCAUUCCUGGUGCGCAAGAGGAGUGAACAGAACUCCUAUGCAAUUUCCUUUCGGGCAGAAGGGAAGAUCAAACACUGUCGUGUACAACAGGAUGGACAAACAGUCAUGCUGGGCAACUCAGAAUUUGACAGCCUGGUAGAUUUAAUAAGUUACUAUGAGAAGCACCCACUGUACCGCAAGAUGAAGCUUAGGUAUCCCAUUAAUGAAGAAACUUUAGAGAAGAUUGGAACAGCGGAACCAGAUUAUGGUGCGCUCUAUGAAGGACGGAACCCAGGCUUUUAUGUGGAAGCCAAUCCUAUGCCAACCUUCAAGUGUGCUGUCAAAGCCUUAUUUGACUACAAGGCUCAACGAGAGGAUGAGCUCACCUUCACCAAAAAUGCUGUGAUCCAGAAUGUCGAAAAACAGGAGGGAGGCUGGUGGAGAGGAGACUAUGGGGGCAAGAAGCAGCUCUGGUUUCCAUCUAACUACGUAGAAGAAAUAACUAGCCCAACUGGCCUGGAGCCGGAGAGGGAGCAACAGCUAGAUGAAAACAGUCCCCUGGGAGACAUGCUUGGCGGGGUCCUUGAAGUACCAGCCUGCCAGAUUGCAAUCCGUCCUGAAGGAAAAAACAACCGUAUGUUUGUGUUCUCUAUCAGUAUGGCUUCUGGACCACGGUUGUCCCUGGAUGUGGCUGCUAACUCACAUGAGGAGUUGUUAGAUUGGGUAAAGAAGAUCCGAGAGGCAGCCCAAACUGCUGAUGCUAGACUCUCUGAAGGGAAGAUGAUGGAGAGGAGGAAGAAAAUAGCUCUGGAACUUUCUGAACUAGUCAUUUACUGCCGUCCCGUUCCCUUUGAUGAAGAGAAAAUUGGCACAGAUAGGGCUUGUUACAGGGACAUGUCCUCCUUCCCUGAAACCAAAGCAGAAAAAUAUGUCAACAAGAUCAAAGGCAAGAGAUUUCUGCAGUACAACCGGUUACAACUUUCCCGCAUUUAUCCAAAAGGACAGCGUCUUGACUCCUCCAACUAUGACCCCCUUCCUAUGUGGAUCUGUGGUAGCCAGUUGGUGGCGCUCAACUUUCAGACACCAGACAAGCCAAUGCAGAUGAAUCAGGCUCUGUUCAUGUCUGGAGGCCGAUGUGGCUUCGUGUUGCAACCAAGCAACAUGCGGGAUGACAUCUUUGAUCCUUUUGACAAGAACACUCUGCGGGGAAUGGAGCCGCUUUCUGUUUCCAUUGAGGUCCUUGGGGCUCGGCAUUUGCCCAAAAAUGGAAGAGGAAUUGUUUGUCCAUUUGUAGAGGUUGAGGUUGCUGGAACAGAGUAUGAUAAUGCAAAGCAGAAGACUGAGAUGGUGGUGGAUAAUGGCCUGAACCCUGCCUGGCCCCAGAAGUCGUUUCAGUUCCAUAUUCACAACCCAGAAUUUGCCUUUCUGCGCUUCGUGGUAUAUGAAGAAGAUAUGUUCAGUGACCAGAAUUUCUUAGCUCAGGCUACAUUCCUGGUGAAAGGCCUAAAGACAGGAUACCGUUCUGUGCCUUUGAAGAACAAUUACAGUGAGGACCUGGAACUGGCUUCUUUGCUGGUUAAAAUUGAUAUCAUCCCUGGAAAACUGGAGAAUGGUGAAGUUAGCCCCUUUGGGGCUUCAGCUUUCCGAGAGAGGUCCAUGGAUUCUCCAAGUCAGCUCAUGGCCGGACGAGGCAGAGAAGGCUCCUUUGAGACCCGAUAUCAGCAGCCAUUUGAAGACUUUCGAUUAUCACAGGAGCAGUUAGCAGACCACUUUGACAAUCGAGACAGAAGGGCACUUCGAAAGACCCGGGUGAAUGGAGAUAACCGCCUCUAGCCCGCCCGUUGCCUGCUGUAAAGCACCCUCCAGUGCUUGUGAUUCUCACGGAUUGCUGUGAACUGGUUUCUAUGGAAACGUCACUGCUUUGGCCUACUUUCAGGCAGCUUUUCCAGUUUUUCUUCUGAAGGCUGUUGGAGCGGAGAAAUUUUUAAAAGAACCAAACUCCCAAACAGUGGUUUUAUUGUCUGGAUCAUGACCUGCGAGAGAAAUUUUAGAAAAAGACACAAGAAAAAAAAAAGACUCUCCACACUAAACCAGAAACAAAGAGUGCUGAAUGUGUGUUAUGUCUUGUCAAUAUCUGAGGUCAAACACAAAUGCCUGUCAUUAACUCCUUUCUUCCCCACGACUGUAGUUACUGAGAGGAUAUAAUACCUCAGAGCUGCCUCGCGAAGCAGCUUUCCUUCACUCAGCUAAGAGGACCUGAUUUUUUUAAUUGUUAUAUUUGUUAUUGUUGUUAUUAUUAAACCCCUUCAUCACAACUUUGGCACAGAAAGUGAGGAGAUUGUUCUUUUGGUAUUAGAGCACAAGCUUGGUGAAACUUGCCAGGCCCGGUCUCAGUGGCCAUCUUCAAGCUAUGCAAGGCUUUCAAGUCCGUCUUCAUAAAACAAAACAAAAUUGUCAGUAUUAAGUCAAGUUGUGGAAUCCCUUGCUCUUGUAUUCUUGGAUGGAGCUUGCCUUGUUCAAAAGUACCGUCAAGCCACCUCCUUCCUUUUAGCAAAACCUUUCUUGGCCAAACUAUAUGAAUCCUUUCCUCCCACUGUACAGAAGUGAUGACUGAGAUAUUAAAUGGACGGCGCGGGGAGAGGACUACCUGAGCCAAAGCCAGCUCUGCCUGAGGUAGAGCUCUUGCCACUGAAAUCAGUUUUUGUCGUUAUUAUUGUACCCUUUGUGUUGAAUUUCAUCAUGGUAAUAAUUCUAGGGGUAUGUGCAGGACAGAAACAGCUUUGGGGGUCAGUAUUUUUUUAAGAGAGAACCUUUUCCCAGCACAGGCUAUCAUUUCCAAGCUGUAAAAACUAAGAAGGCCCUGAGAUUUCACUCAUGUACUUCUUGUUUUGUGGAAGGAGACUUCUACUUGUGGUCAAACAGUAUCACUUCUCUAAAGAAGCUUCUUGCCCAUGUUUGUGGGGUCAGGACACUGGUAGAAAGGUGUCAACCUACAGUCAUGUCAUGUCUUGAUACCACAGCAAGAGUGGAAGUUGUGUGUCUGCUGCUGUCCUUUGCCUGCCAGAGAAGUGACGCCAUUCCAUCAACUGGACUAUUGAAGACUUCUAUUUCAGUUACCAGGCAGAAGGAGAAGUAAAUAUGCUCCAGCCGCCAAAGGCAAGCUUCAAUGUAUGUGACAGUAUUUACUAUAUAUUGUUUGACUCUUAAGAGGAGCCUAGUCUUGGCCUGACUCCAGCAGCUGUAUGGAUUGUGUUCAGUUGGCUGGGAUGCAACAUACUGCACAAUAAAGUCCUCAUUUUUAGGA
Messenger RNA from Anolis sagrei ordinatus, 6129 nucleotides. RefSeq names its product phospholipase C gamma 1 (gene PLCG1). The record is from RefSeq and is a predicted model, not a curated record. Gene Ontology annotation, molecular function: protein binding; phosphatidylinositol-4,5-bisphosphate phospholipase C activity; calcium ion binding. Gene Ontology annotation, biological process: phosphatidylinositol-mediated signaling; release of sequestered calcium ion into cytosol; positive regulation of epithelial cell migration. NCBI's taxonomy places the organism in Eukaryota, Metazoa, Chordata, Lepidosauria, Squamata, Anolidae.